This is a messenger RNA of Heterocephalus glaber (naked mole-rat), 4698 nucleotides long. It is a transcript of the gene Aldh1l2, whose product is annotated as aldehyde dehydrogenase 1 family member L2. Gene Ontology annotation, biological process: 10-formyltetrahydrofolate catabolic process; biosynthetic process; one-carbon metabolic process. Gene Ontology annotation, cellular component: cytoplasm. Gene Ontology annotation, molecular function: oxidoreductase activity, acting on the aldehyde or oxo group of donors, NAD or NADP as acceptor; formyltetrahydrofolate dehydrogenase activity. Lineage: Eukaryota; Metazoa; Chordata; Mammalia; Rodentia; Bathyergidae. The record is from RefSeq and is a predicted model, not a curated record.
GGACUGCUUGCGUGGAGCGGGCCGUGGAGCCCCGCGUCCCGCCGGCCGCGCCCGCGCGGAGCCUGCAGACUCGCACCCGCUCCCAGGCAUGCUGCUGCGGGGCGGCCCGGCGCUGCGGCGCUUCUCCACUGGCCGGGUUUACUUCAAAAACAAGCUGAAGUUGGCCCUCAUCGGCCAGAGCCUCUUCGGACAGCACGUUUACAGCCAUCUCCGCAAAGAGGGCCACCAAGUCGUGGGGGUGUUCACGGUUCCAGACAAGGACGGAAGGGCCGACCCCCUGGCUUUGGCUGCAGAGAAGGAUGGGACACCUGUGUUCAAGUUCCCCAGAUGGAGGGCCAAGGGCAGGACCGUCCAGGAGGUGGUGGAGGCCUACAGAGCCGUGGGGGCUGAGCUGAACGUGCUUCCCUUCUGCACGCAAUUCAUCCCCAUGGACAUCAUCGACAGCCCCAAGCUCGGCUCCAUCAUCUACCACCCGUCCCUACUGCCCAGGCACCGGGGCGCAUCUGCCAUCAACUGGACUCUAAUUAUGGGAGAUAAGAAAGCUGGGUUUUCUGUUUUCUGGGCUGAUGACGGUUUGGACACAGGACCCAUCCUUCUUCAGCGGUCAUGCGAUGUCAAGCCCAAUGACACAGUGGACACGCUUUAUAAUCGAUUCCUCUUUCCUGAAGGAAUCAAGGCCAUGGUGGAAGCUGUCCAACUCAUAGCAGAUGGAAACGCUCCUCGUAUCCCCCAGCCAGAAGAGGGGGCAACGUAUGAAGGGAUCCAGAGAAAGGAAAACGCUGAGAUUCGCUGGGAUCAGACUGCUGAAGCUUUGCAUAACUGGAUCCGAGGUCAUGAUAAAGCCCCCGGAGCCUGGGCAGAGAUAAAUGGACAGACGGUGACUUUCUACGGCUCCUCGUUGCUGAACAGUUCUGUGCCUCCCGGGGAAGCCCUGGAAAUUAAAGGCGCCCAGAAGCCGGGCCUUGUUACCAAGAAUGGACUUGUUCUCUUUGGCAGUGACGGGAAAGCGCUGACGGUGAGAAAUCUGCAGUUUGAAGAUGGGAAAAUGAUCCCCGCCUCCCAGUACUUUUCGGGGGACGAAUCCUCCACUUUGGAGCUCACUGCCGAGGAGCAGCAGGUAGCAGUGACCAUCCAGGGCAUCUGGGCCGGAAUUUUGAGCAAUGUUCGAGCCAUCGAAGCCUCUACGGACUUCUUCAAAUCCGGAGCGAGCUCAAUGGAUGUGGCCAGGCUGGUGGAAGAGAUCAGACAGAAGUGUGGCGGCCUCCAGCUCCAGAACGAAGACGUCUACCUGGCCACCACCUUUGGAGACUUUGUGCAGAAGGUGGUGAGGAAGCUGAGAGGAGAGGACCAGGCAGCGGAGCUGGUCGUGGACUAUGUGUCGAGGGAGGCGGACGGCAGGACCGUGAGGAUGCCGCACCAGUGCUUCAUCGGCGGGGAGUUCGUGGAUGCGCAGGACGGGAGGACCUACAACGCGGUGAACCCAGCCGACGGCUCGACUAUAUGCAAAGUAGCCUAUGCUUCUUUGGCGGAUGUCGAUAAAGCAGUAGCGGCCGCAAAGGAUGCCUUUGAAAACGGCGCAUGGGGAAGAAUGAACGCCAGAGAGAGAGGAAGGUUGAUGUACAGACUGGCAGACCUCCUGGAAGAGAACCAAGAGGAGCUGGCCAUCAUUGAAGCCCUGGACUCAGGGGCCGUCUACACCCUGGCGCUGAAGACUCACGUUGGGAUGUCUGUGCAGACUUUCAGAUACUUUGCCGGCUGGUGUGACAAAAUCCAGGGGUCUACGAUUCCCAUCAACCAGGCUCGUCCAAAUCGCAACCUCACCUUCACCAAGAAGGAGCCCAUCGGUGUCUGCGCCAUCAUCAUCCCCUGGAACUACCCACUUAUGAUGUUGGCCUGGAAGAGUGCCGCGUGCCUGGCUGCGGGCAAUACCUUGGUGCUCAAGCCGGCACAGGUCACUCCCCUGACAGCUUUGAAGUUUGCAGAGCUGUCUGCACGGGCUGGCUUCCCGAAGGGAGUGAUUAACAUCCUCCCCGGCUCAGGGGGCGUGGCAGGACAGCGCCUUUCUGAGCAUCCUGAUGUCGGCAAACUCGGGUUCACCGGUUCCACUUCCAUUGGCAAACAGAUCAUGAAGAGCUGUGCUGUGAGCAACCUGAAGAGAGUGUCCCUGGAGCUGGGCGGGAAGUCCCCACUGAUCAUAUUCAGCGACUGUGAGCUCAACAAGGCCGUGCGAAUGGGCAUGGGCGCUGUCUUCUUCAACAAGGGAGAGAACUGCAUUGCGGCCGGGCGGCUCUUUGUGGAGGAGUCCAUCCACGACGAGUUCGUGAUGAGAGUGGUGGAAGAGAUUAAAAAGAUGAAAAUUGGCGAUCCACUUGACAGAUCUACGGAUCAUGGGCCCCAGAAUCACAAGGCCCAUCUGGAGAAGCUGCUGCAGUACUGUGAAGCCGGAGUGAAGGAGGGGGCCACCCUGGUGUAUGGGGGGAGACAGGUCCAACGGCCAGGCUUUUUUAUGGAACCGACUGUGUUCACAGAUGUGGAAGACCACAUGUUCCUCGCCAAAGAGGAGUCCUUUGGACCCAUUAUGAUCAUUUCCAAGUUCCAAAAUGGGGACAUUGAUGGUGUGCUACAGCGAGCAAAUAACACUGAGUAUGGUUUGGCCUCAGGGGUUUUCACAAGAGACAUAAACAAAGCCAUGUAUGUGAGUGAGAAACUCGAAGCAGGGACCGUGUUUAUUAACACAUACAACAAGACCGACGUGGCGGCCCCGUUUGGCGGAGUAAAGCAGUCUGGCUUUGGGAAAGACUUAGGUGAGGAAGCCCUAAAUGAAUACCUCAAAACCAAGACAGUAACGCUGGAGUACUAGGCAGUGUGGUUGCCUGGAGACCUUGGCUUCUCACCUGUCCACAAGAGGCAGGAGGGCCCAGCCACAAGCCUAAAAACACAUCCGUGGUGGACAGGGAGGGCCAGGCCACUAUCAGCAUUUACACAUGUGCCUGGGUAUUAUCUGAUCCACAUUUCCUACCUUCAAGUGAUCUGCAGUUGAUGAGUUUGACUGCCUUGUAUGGUGCGCACAUUUCUAAGACACCCACGUACCUUUUCCAACAAAGACUCACCGACCCCUGGUGUCCACUUGAAAAUGUCAGCCUCUUGCAGCUGGAUGCACAUGGUGCCUUUGUCAGACUCUGUGUGCCUGCAGGUUUUAACAUCUGAGCCAUAGAUGUGGGUUGUGAAAAGGCUUUUCCACAAUGCUACUUUCCAGGAGCAGUCAACCGGAAGGGUUGUGAAGGCGGUUCUGAUUUUGUAUUGGGUUAAGAUGCGUCUUUGUGCCUUUGCUGUUCUGCUUGUUAAUCCUCAUGCUGGAUGACUGGCCCACAAAUACUGCUUGAGUAUUUACCUGCCAGAGAGGUGCUGUUUACCUUCUGAGUGUACAGAAAUUAACGACAUGAUCUUUGGCCCCGUGUGGUUUAAAUUCUAGCAAACAGCUUUUAAAGUGAAUUUUACAGUGAGAUAAAGAACAGAAAGCCUCUGAAGGCUGAACUAGAUUCACAGCAGGCCAUUCCACCAUCUGUGCAACUCUGGGAAUCAUUUAGGCCGCAUCUCAGAGCCCUGGCUUCCUGUGUGUACUACAGGGAUGGGAAGUCUUCCUCAGAGACUUACGACGAAUAUUCAAGGCAAUAAUGUUUUUCUCCAUCACUAUUUUAAAAAUCUACUAAGAUACGUUGGCUACCUAGAUGGCUUAGUCUUCCAUGCCUGCUUUCAGUAAUCGUGAGUUCAUACACUGUUUUUCUCCUCCAUCCAUUCUCCCAGGGCAGCAGGAGUCGGGGAACGCCAUGGCCUGACAAGAAGGCGUGGUGUCAGAAGGGUUGAUUUUCCUUCGGCAGCUUCCUGUCCUUCAAAGGACCUUUCACCUCUCAUGUUUCUACCCUUGGCUCUGCUGCCUCCUGGCUGUGUAGCCCGAGCAAGUUAGUUACACAUCAUAGUUCUGAAGCUAGGGUGGGGGUCUGUGAAAGGGAGGCAAAGCCCCCAUGUCCCUGGGUGCUGCCUGGAUUCCAGGAGGUAAUGGACACAACACACUUAACACGGUGCCAGGGCUCAGUCACUGUGGGGCUCAGGACAUUUCCCCUGUCAGGAAAAAGUGGGUAGGCAAGUAGGUUCCCACCACUGACCUGUGACACAGCCACAAGGGGAUUUCCGGAAUCACAGAAGAUUCCCGGAAAUGGCCGGCUCAAUUAACUCCUAUUAGUCCUCCUUUAAAAGUACAUUUUCAGGAAGCAUUCUUAUUUCUCUGGCUUUGAAGGAGCCCCUGGGGAGUGCUCAUUACAUAGAAGACUCGGGGAAUCAAUAAACAACAAAAUGACAGCGGAAAACCUUCUCAAAGGGAAGGAUACCGGCUUGGAUCCUGGCAAGAUCAACAGAAAAUUCUGCCUAAGCUUGGAGCAGGGCUGCACAGUCUAAUCCCAGCUACUCCUGAGACUGAGGCAGGAGACCCCAAGUGUGAGGCCAACCUGGGUAACUCAGCCCUUUUAAAAAAAUAAAAUAACAACAAAUGAACUGAGUUGGGACAUGGCUCUGUGCAAAGGCCUUGGGUUCAAUCCCUAGUACAAUAAAAAAAAUUUGUGUUUGCUGACAGUAUUUUUUAUUCUACUGUAGCUCAUUUACCAUCAGAGAUUCCAGUCGGAAUGAAUAUUCACCGGACCAAAA